GUCGCCAUUCAGUGGACCCACCUCUGCGCUGACAUCUCUCAGUUGUUGUUGUUUUUAAAUAUUAUUUCUUAACGUUUAUGUCAGUCGGUUUGUGUGCAGAUCAGAAACAACGACGACUCUGCAGAACCGAGUGACAUAAAUUAUCUCCAUACAGAUCGUCUUUAUCAAUUCAGAUUCUCCACAGGUCUUCAGCAACAUGCAGAACAUGUUAUGUUUUUUUCUAUUCAUAUUAUUCAUAAACGGUGUGUCUGGUUCGGAUGAAUCUGAGUCCGUGAUGGAGGGAGAUUCCGUCACUCUACACACUAAUCUUACUGAAAUACAGAACGAUGAUACCAUACUGUGGAUGUUUGGACCUAAAGACUCUGUCGUAUCUCAAAUAACGAGAAAGGCAGGGUUGACCUCAUUUUUUGUGACCGAUGAUGAGAGAUUCAGAGGCAGAUUGAGGGUGGACCAAAAGACUGGCUCUCUCACCAUCAGAAACACCAGAAUCAGACACUCAGGAAAAUAUAAACUAUCCGUCUCAAGAGAACAGACUACAAUAAAGAUAUUCAAUGUUACUGUCUUUGGUGAUGUUGGCAAGAUGGAUGAAGUGAAGUCAGUGUCAGUGAUGGAGGGAGACACUGUAACUCUACAAACUGAUGCUGAAAUACACUCAGAUGAUCUGAUAGUGUGGAGGUUUGGAGAUAAAGGCAUCCUUCUCGCUAAAAUUGAUGUGGAAACUAAAGAGAUCUCAUUAAAUGAUGAUGAUGAGAGAUUCAGAGGCAGACUGCAGCUGAAUCAGACCGGAGCUCUUACCAUCACGAAGACCAAAACUGAAAAUACUGGCUUUUAUGAGCUACAGAUCAGAGGCCGCGAGAGCUCCCAGAGAUUCCUUCUUUCUGUCAUUGGUCCAUGGCUGUCUCCAGGUCUUAUAGCUGGAAUUGUUGUUACUAUUUUGCUGGUGGCUGCUGUUCUGGCUGCUGUUGUGAUUUACUAUCGCCGCAAGAUCUCUAUACUAGAAAAAAAACGGUUAAAGAGAAAUCCGGUGAAAGAGGGAGGUUCUGUGCGUCUACAGACUGCUGCUAAAAUACAGGAAGGUGAUCUGUUGCUGUGGAUGUUUGGAAAAGACAAGAGUCUUGUUGCUACAAAUGCUACAUGGCCAAAUAAAACUGGUGAGAAUUUAAGAGCCAAUGUGCAUCUGGAAGAGACUGGAUUUCUGUCUAUCAACGACAUCACAACUAAAGAUGUUGGGCUUUAUAAACUACAGAUCAUCAACAGCAAAAAGACCAUGUGCAGGAGAUUCAAAGUGACUUUCACUGGAAACCAAAUGGAGAUUAUUUCAGAUGAAAAUGAUGAAGGGAAUCCACAUCAGGAAACGACUUCUAUUUGACAGAAGACACACCCACCACUGUCUAUCACUAUGACAUCAUCGACGUGAGCACCAUAUACAACAUCAAAAUUAUAUUUCUAUCCAUCUUGUGAAAGCGAGAAACCCAUUUAUGUUGUUAAUACAAAACUGUUAAACUGCCAAGUAAAAAGUUUCUUUGGUUGGUUGAAA
Messenger RNA from Carassius gibelio (silver crucian carp), 1537 nucleotides. RefSeq lists its product as uncharacterized. Lineage: Eukaryota; Metazoa; Chordata; Actinopteri; Cypriniformes; Cyprinidae. The transcript is spliced from 6 exons. The record is from RefSeq and is a predicted model, not a curated record. Bases 197 to 1369 code for a protein of 390 amino acids.